Messenger RNA from Nycticebus coucang (slow loris), 3932 nucleotides. Its product is annotated as ankyrin repeat domain-containing protein 62-like. The record is from RefSeq and is a predicted model, not a curated record. The transcript has 31 exons. Bases 1 to 3624 code for a protein of 1207 amino acids. Lineage: Eukaryota; Metazoa; Chordata; Mammalia; Primates; Lorisidae. Gene Ontology annotation, molecular function: protein binding.
AUGAAGAAGAUCUUCAGCCUCUGGAGUAAGCAGGGGCAGCAGUCCCCUGGCUUUGUCACCAGCCUGCGGAAGAUCAGGGGCAGCGUCGCCUGUGACACUGGCAGCAUUGAUGAGAGCUUCACGCAGUCCAGGUACCACAUUCGAGCCCGACAGCUGUGCGAGAUCCACAAAGCUGCCAGCCGGGGUCAAGUGGACAAAGUCCAGCAGCUCCUUUUCCACAAGAAAAGCGGCGUGAACCACAGAGACACUGAGAGAAGGACUGCACUGCAUUUGGCCUGUGCAAAGGGCCAUCUAAAAGUGGUGAGGCUCCUGAUGAGCAGACAAUGCGAGGCUGAUGUGGUUGAUAAUGAAGGCAGGACACCUUUGAUGAAGGCUGUCCAAUACCAGGAAAGAGAAUGUGCAUUUAAUCUGCUAGACUAUGGAGCAGAUCCAAAUGUAGCGGAUGACUACGGCAACACAGCUCUCCACUAUGCUGUGUACAAUGGGAAUAUGGUUUUAAUAACAAAACUGCUUUCAUGUGGUGCAAAUAUCGAAGCCAAAAACAAGAAGCAACUUACACCACUUUUACUUGCCAUAAAUGUAAAAAGUCUUAAAAUGGUGGAAUUCUUGGUGAAGAACAAAGCAGAUAUAAAUGCAGUUGAUAGACAUGAAAGAAGUUCCCUCAUAGUUGCAGUACGUUCUCAGUCAGAGGAUAUAGUCCAGUUUCUUCUUCAGCAAAGUAUUGAUGUCUUUUAUCGAGAUGUCUUUCGAUUGACUGCAAAAGACUAUGCCAUUAAUAGUGGUUAUAAAGCCAUUCACCAAGUACUUUCUGAAUAUAUGCAAAAAAGUAUAAAUCCUGAAAACCCUAAAAAUCCUACUGAAAAUGAAAACAUCAAUCCAGAUGUGAUAUCUGCAUUGGGAUCAGAAAAACAGGCAGCUGGAGAACCAAGUUUGCAUUUGCAGAGUUUCUCUGAGGAUUUUCAUGACCCAGCUGGGGCUGCAGAUCCAGAAGGAGAAAGUGCCGUCAAUGAACAAGGAGAAGGGUCUCCUGGGGAACAUCUUCCCUUACAGACCACCCAGCCAACCAGUGAAUUGAAAGCAUCUGUUCCAGAGAAGGCAGUAAGAAGGAGGAAAAUACAGUCAUCCACAUCAGUGUCUUCUUGGAAACCUCCUUUAGUGAAGCCCAUUCAGCCAGCCAUUGAUAUGAAAGAAUCUGUUGCAGAGAAUUCAGUAAGAAAGAAGAACAUAGGGACAUCCAUAAAAGGCACCUGCUCCCGCUAUUUUAACCAGGCUGAUGACAAACUUUUGUGUUCAAGAAAUCCUUCCUUGGUGGCCUUCCCAAGUGCUGGUACUGCAGGCAGAAACCACGGUUCUGGGCACAGAGCAGGGUCUCCUGAAGAACAUAAUUCCUUGAAGCCCAUUCAGCCAGCCGUUGAAAUGAAAGCAUCCGUUCCAGAAAAAGCAGUAAGAGUGAAGAAUAUACCAACAUCCACAUCAGAGACCAAGUCUUGCUAUGUUGGUAAGGCUGCUGACAAACUCCUAGAAUCGAGGGGUCCUACCCUGCAGACUUCCACAAGUGCUGGUAUUGCAUGUAUGAGCCACAGUUCUGAGCACAGAACAGCAUCUCCUGAGGAACAUCCUCCCUUGAAGAAUCCCAUUCAGCCAGCGACUGACAUAAAAGAAUUUGUUCCACAGAAAGUGGUAGGAAUGAAGAAUAUACAGACAGCCACCUCAGGAGCCAGGUCUCGCUAUGUUCUCCCAGACAGUCACAAGUAUUUAGACUCAAGGGAUCUUUUCCCACCAGCUUUCCCAAGUGCUGCUAUUGCAGAUGUUUUCCAAGGUGCUGUGUCCAGACCAGGAUCUGGCUUUGCUGCCCAGCCUAGAAUAAAGUGGAGUCCUUAUGGGUCCCUGCAACGUCAAACUCCUGAGCCGCUGCAUUCCUCCUGCCUCAGUCUCCUGAGUUUCUGGAGCUACAAUGACAUCCUCCCAUGCCUUGAAUUGACACCAGAGGAAAAGCAGCAGAGGCUUGAAGGGAAUGAAAAUAAUCAGCCACAGGAUUCCCAAAGCGGCAAAAAAGAAAAAGAUCUGUUGUGUGAAAAUCGCCUGCUGCAGGAUGAAAUUGCCAGGCUAAGAAUGGAAGUGGACACUAUAAAAACACAGACUCAGGAACAGAAAUUGGAAUCUUCAGAGGACAUUGAAACUAUAAAAUACCUUCGUAACAGCAUAAAACUGAAGAGGGAAAGAUUAGCAGAAAUAAUCUCUGACCACAGCAGACAGCUCAGGAUGCUCAGUUCAGAGAACAUGCUGCUAAAGUCUGAACUGGAUUUUGAGAAACUAGAGAAGGAAAAACUGAAAACCGAAGUCCAGUCAAACCUUCACGAACUGUCUGCUGUUCUAAGUGAUCUCCACCGAAGCCAGAAGUCACAAAAGGACUUGGAGUUCGCCUACCAGAAAGAAAGAGAUGAGUGGUCUGUUGUAAAAGAAAAUAUGACAUCUUACUCAAAUAUUCUCUUCCAAAAACUUGUUGAAGCUGAAAGAAAAUUCAACAGCCUAGAAGUUGAGCUCUGUAACACAAAAGAUAUUCUCAGUCAAAAGACUUUGGCCUUAGAAGGUGUGCAAAGAGAUCUCAGCCAAGCAGUGUGUGAAAAGAAGGAAAUGGAGCUAAAGUAUCACAAUGAACAACGUAAAAUGCAUACAUACCUUGCAGAGGAGGAACUGGCAGAGGAGCGAUUAGCUCAGCUGCGAAGCAGAAAUACGGAGCUUCAGCAGCAACUCAGUCAUGCUCAGGACGAAGCUGAUAAUAAAGAAAAAACCAUGAUGGCUAUGCAGACCCAAUUUCGGGCUUCUGUAAAACAACUUCAAGCUGAGAGUAAAUGCCAAAGACUUCUGCUAGAAGCAAGAAAUAAAGAGUUAACCAAUAAAUGCAGUCAUUUAAAAGAAAAGCAGAAGCGAUAUAAAACAGAAAGGGCAGAAAGAGAAUUGCAAGAAGCACAGGGUCAACGCACAGCAACCAUGAGAUGGCCUACAAUUGACAACUUCAUGAAAAAGCUUGAAGAAGAAAAUUUCAAUUUAAAAGUUAUCAUCGAAAACCAAGCACGCAAAAUGGAGCAGCUCCAGGAGAACCUGUCAAGGGCAAGAUCCCUGCAAAUAUCACUGCUGCAUCAGUUGACAGAGGCUAGAAGACUGGCUGGAAAGAUGGAAGACCACAUGCAAAUGCCUGACAUAGAAAAUUCCCAGUUAAAAGCUAGAAGCCAAAAGCAAGCAGAUCGACCUGAGCAGCUUCCACAUCUCCCAUCCAGCACAGGGUCGACACAAAUACCAGCUCUGGAAAACUUAGAGCAGCCAAGAAAGAAUCAAACAGCUUCAAGGGGAAGUGAGAUGGAGCUCAGUGUUACUGAGAUGGAGCUCAGCAUUGCAGAUGCGGAGUCUGAACUCUCCAGCAUACUAGCGUCUGAAAAACUGGAAGAAUACACACAAGUUCACAUGAAAGAUUUACAAACCCUAAAAUGUUUGUCAACUAAAGUACGCCAACUUCGUGAGAAUCUAGCAGAGGUCAAGACACACUUGUCUGGGGUAAAACAGAUGGACAGAUCUUUGCACACAAUUCUUACCACAAGAGAAGCAACUGGAAGCAACUCCUAUUGAAAAUCUUAAUCGUGCUUCAGUUAUCCACAGAGAGCUCCCUACAGUGCAGAAAUGUGUAAUCUCUCCCUCAAAUCCUGAGACUUCUUCAAGUAGACUGGCGAAGUACGUGGCUCAGAUGCAGCAGGAGUUAGAAAAAAAUGUGAUUGGAAGACUUGAACAAGAUGAUUCUGAUUUGGAAACUGAAUGUUCUAUAACUUCCCUGGAAGCUACAGUGAAUUCAAGUCUAACAUCAGGACCUAGUUUAAAAAGCCCUUGAGAGUUCCAAGAAAAUAUGGCUGUGGCCAGUUUGGCUCUUUGGAGAAGAGUCU